This is a messenger RNA of Temnothorax curvispinosus, 1514 nucleotides long. RefSeq names its product arginine-hydroxylase NDUFAF5, mitochondrial. Gene Ontology annotation, biological process: mitochondrial respiratory chain complex I assembly. The coding region runs from base 324 to 1397 and encodes 357 amino acids. The record is from RefSeq and is a predicted model, not a curated record. The transcript has 3 exons. NCBI's taxonomy places the organism in Eukaryota, Metazoa, Arthropoda, Insecta, Hymenoptera, Formicidae. Gene Ontology annotation, cellular component: mitochondrion.
UAUUGCAUCUUGCAUCGAUGACGUUAAUCUCUUCUUGCAGGUUAGAAGCGAGUUAAGGUUAUUCCUAACCGCAAUCUCUUGAUCCCUGCGGAGAGAAUAAACCGGAGCAGCUCCAGUCGGACUUAUCGUCCUCGAUAUCUAGAAGAGUAUCAACAAUUUAAUCAUGAUAGUGAAAUAUCUCACAUAAAAAGAGAUUAGAAAAAGUUUUAGUAGGAGGAAAAAGGUAGAAUUGUGUCUAACAGAUACAUAUAUUAUAAAAGAGGAAAAGUUAAUCAGUUAAUUAAAGAUAGAAGAGUUAAUCGAGAUCGUAGCGCGAUCGAGAAAUGACGCCAAAGAUUCCGUUCCGCGGGGCAAGCCAGUUAUUGCACGGCAAGCUGAACCUGCUGAGUCCUAGGUACAAUCCUAACGGUGCUUGUAAUGUCGCAUCCAUGUCCACGUUGCCACCUGACAGCCCGAUGAACGUCUUCGACAGGAACGCGAAGCUGUUGCAGCGAGAACGCGCCGCCAAGGACACCAACGUCCAGCUGUAUGACUACAUUAAGGACGAGGUGGGCGACAGGCUGGCCGAUCGAAUAUUCGAUAUCAAACGAAAGUUCGGUAGGGCCCUCGAUCUGGGAUGUGGCCGGGGUCACGUGUCCAAGCGGAUUCUCAACGAGUCGGUGGAGGAGCUGGUGCUGGCCGACAUGAGUCCGGGUUUCCUGCGGCAGGCCGAGACCACGGAGGGUGUGAAAGUCAAGAGAGAAGUCAUCGACGAGGAGAAUCUGUCCUUCGAGCCGGACAGUUUCGACUUGGUGAUCAGUUGUCUGAGUCUUCACUGGGUCAACGAUCUUCCCGGAUGCUUCAGACGUAUCAACAGCAGUCUGAAGAACGACGGAGUCUUCCUGGCGGCUGUAUUUGGCGGCGAUACGCUUUACGAGUUGAGAAGUUCCUUGCAAUUAGCUGAAUUCGAGAGGCACGGUGGAAUCUCGCCGCACAUCUCGCCAUUCGUGGAAAUCAGGGAUAUCGGGUCUCUACUAACGAGAGCGAAUUUUACUAUGUUGACUAUUGAUACCGACGAGAUAGUCAUCGGUUACCCGAGCAUGUUCGAGCUUAUGUGGGAUCUGAAAGGAAUGGCCGAGAACAAUGCGGCCAGGAAUCGUAAUUUGCAUUUACCGAGGGAUACGUUGAUCGCCGCUGCUUCUAUAUACAAGCAGCUUUACGGAAAGACGAGGGAAGAUAGCACCGCAUUCGUUCCCGCCACGUUUCAGAUAAUGUACAUGUUAGGAUGGAAACCGGACGCAUCUCAACCGAGGCCUCUCGAGAGGGGUACGGGACAGGUGUCGCUCAAGGACUUGUACAGGCUCGAUCAGAUAAUCAAAGACAGCAAGAAGAUAAAACUGGACGACGAUGACAAAUAGCCUGUAUUAAAUAGCCUUUAUUUGAACAAUGUAAAUACUCUAUACCGUGUGUAAAAACUUAACGUACUGUAUAAAUUCUUCUUUCCGAGCGGUAGGCAUAAAAAAUAACUUAUUCAA